Molecule: messenger RNA, 1287 nt
Organism: Schistocerca piceifrons (Central American locust)
Lineage: Eukaryota; Metazoa; Arthropoda; Insecta; Orthoptera; Acrididae
Product: longitudinals lacking protein, isoforms N/O/W/X/Y-like
Exons: 1
Coding region: 1-1287 (428 amino acids)
Biological process (GO): regulation of transcription by RNA polymerase II
Cellular component (GO): nucleus
Molecular function (GO): protein binding
Source: RefSeq, a predicted model, not a curated record
AUGGAUGUCCACCUGAGAUGGAAUAACCAUCAGACUACACUAUUAUCUGUCUUCAGCUCCCUUCUAGAUAAUGGGGAUCUGGUAGAUUGCACAAUAAGUGCUGAAGGUCAAUAUUUCAAAGCACAUAGGGUGAUUCUCUCAGCCUGCAGUCCAUAUUUUGAAUUAAUAUUCAGCCAACAUCAUGAGAAGCAUCCAGUUGUUAUACUGCCAGAUGUAAAGUUUCAAAUUUUGAAGGCUCUGAUGGAGUAUAUGUACUCUGGAGAAGUGAAGGUCCCACAGAAUAAGCUCUGUACCAUCCUUAAACUUGCCGAGACUCUACAGAUUAAGGGCCUGUCAUUUGCUGGUGAUGGAGAAAUGAAAAACAAACUUGGGCAUAGGAGAAGGAAUGAGUCUACCAUUCUCCAUGAACAACACGGUUUUGGUAAACAUCUGUGUGAACCCAGACACGGUUCUCAAGUUGAGCAGAAAGGAGAUGUUUCCUCACCACACACCUUAGGAAAGGAAUGCUCUGAAGACAUUGAUUCCCAUCUGCCGGCUGCUCAGGAAAGUGAGACUGAUAGUUCCACUUAUGUCUCCCACGAAAAACCAGUUGAUGAGCCAGCAAUGUCCCAAGACGUUAGUGAUACUGAGGCCUUCAAUGUGUUUGAGUGUUCAUCUCUCACAAAAAUACUCACUAAAUCAAACACCCGUGUGUCUGGGAUAUUAUUAAACCCAGUUUCCAGUAGUUUAGAUUCCAAUGAAUCGCCAGGAACAUCCAGAGAGAAUAUUGGAGAACAGCGAAUGGUAAGUGAAAAUGUGCUUCCAACACACACAACUGGCAAAGAACUGAGAAUGUCAGAACCUCUAGGUAUGUUUGUUGAAAGACCAGUUGUGGACCUUCUGCCAGAAAUAAAGCAGGAGGAUCCAGAUGGUGACAGUAUAGAGGAGAUAAUCCUAGAUGAUGACAUCAGUGAAAGUGACGAUCGCAGUCACGAUGGUGGUGACGACAACCACAGUAUUGUCAGAGAAUUACUGAGAGAGAUACCAGAAGACUCCUUUAGUGAUCAAGGUUUCUGCAGUCUAGAACAACACAGGGACACAUGCUUUGUAGAACCAGCAUCAAUCUUACCUAUUCGAUUUAGAUGUGAUGCGUGCGGGAGGUCAUAUCGGUAUCACAGAGGUUUGUCGAGGCACUUGAAGUACGAGUGUGGGAAAGAACCACAGUUCAGGUGUCCUCAUUGUCCUGCGAGAUAUACUCAGAAGCACCAUUUAAGAACACACAUGGUGAGGAAUCAUUUAUCUUACUAG